GUUCCUCAUGGUUUGGGAGUAGGACAGGCAGGUCAGUGAAUGAAUGGCAGGUGGGGUGAUUCCGUCCCGGCCGAAGCGAGCGAUCAAAGUGACGUCGUGAUUAGUGGUGUGUUGUUGACUGGCAGGGCAAGUCUAGACAAUCGGACGAGAGGAGCAACACGGAUGCGGAGGUUGUAAAUCUGGGAUCCCGAUCCUUGUGGUCUUGCUCAUCCCAGAGAGACAGGGGCGAUACGAGGACAUUUCGGGGAUCUCCUGUCCUGUCCCGACUCUCUCCUUCUGGCGAUACUCGGUGGUUGCAUUGCAACAGAUUUCAUGCUCCAUGCUGGUUUCGGAUUGUCAAUCAUCUUUUUUGUUUCUUUCUGGUCCAGUUCAAACACAUGGGAUAUGGGGUUGAUGGGGGGAAAAAACGAAGGUGGAACAUGUAGACGUCAUGACCGAUUGAUCGAGAUUUGUCUCCGCAUCUCAACUGCGACUGAGAACAUUAUCAGACCCCGAUAUUGCAUUAGGUCCAAUUUUUCCUCCCCUCCCUCCCCCCUCCGUUCGUGGUCUUCGCCUAAGUUGGAUCUCUCCCCCACGCUGCUUGGCUCUUGUUAUCAAGUUCAAGAUUUCGGCUCUUGGGAGAAACACCGCGGGGGAAUCGUGGUAUGCACCCCCCCUUCUUUUGGAAGAUGUCCAAGACUUAAGUCCGAGCGGGUUGUUCGGAUUUCACGCUUAGUCAGGGGUGCCAGUGGUGCCAGUGGUGCCUGUGGUGCCUCAGGCCCGACUGAAUGGGGGCCUGGGGAAGGUGGACCAAGAUAAGAGGUAAUAUCCUCCUAUAACCACCUGACUUCAUAUCAUACUUGGCUCGGUCCGGAGUACUUGUACUAUACAAUUGAUCGAGCC
Molecule: messenger RNA, 882 nt
Organism: Aspergillus uvarum CBS 121591
Lineage: Eukaryota; Fungi; Ascomycota; Eurotiomycetes; Eurotiales; Aspergillaceae
Exons: 2
Coding region: 313-798 (161 amino acids)
Source: RefSeq, a predicted model, not a curated record